Monopterus albus (swamp eel) is the source of this 1330-nucleotide messenger RNA. Its product is annotated as carboxypeptidase O-like. Gene Ontology annotation, molecular function: zinc ion binding; metallocarboxypeptidase activity. The transcript has 11 exons. NCBI's taxonomy places the organism in Eukaryota, Metazoa, Chordata, Actinopteri, Synbranchiformes, Synbranchidae. Bases 57 to 1202 code for a protein of 381 amino acids. Gene Ontology annotation, biological process: proteolysis. The record is from RefSeq and is a predicted model, not a curated record.
GGGACAGGGCAGCGUUAGAGCUGCGGGUACAAGUAGAACAAACCGAGAAGCAGCAAAUGAAGAUGACACUCAAAUGUUGGAUACUGGGUUUGUCUCUGCUGAUGAACACUGAUGUGGAAACUUCUCAUGGCUCAGUGGAGGGCUCGGAGUCAACAUGGAGUUAUAAUUACACAAAAUACCACCCCAUGGAUGAGAUAUACAAGUGGAUGGAAGAUGUGGUGCGAGGGAACCCUGAGCUAGUUUCCUCUGUUCCCUAUGGACGCACCUAUGAAGAAAGAAACAUCACACUGCUGAAGCUGGGACUAAAGAACCCAGAGGGCAGAGAGAAGAAGGUUAUAUGGGUGGACUGUGGUAUCCAUGCUCGGGAGUGGAUCGCUCCAGCCUUCUGUCAGUGGUUCACCAAAGAGAUUGUGCACUCAUAUAAAAAUGACAAGAAGCUGGAGCAGAUGCUGCAGAACCUUGACAUCUAUGUUACUCCUGUGAUCAAUGUGGAUGGAUACGUAUUCACCUGGGUCAAUGACAGUACUCGUCUGUGGAGAAAGUCUCGCUCUCCCCCUCCUUCAAACAGUAGCUGUUAUGGUGUUGACCUCAACAGAAACUUCAAUGCCAACUGGGGAACGGUUGGUGUGUCAUUGGACAGUUGCCAAAAUAACUACUGUGGGACGGCACCAGUGUCAGAGCCAGAGGCCAAAGCUGUGGCAGAGUUAGUUGGUAGUAUGGUUAACAAGGUUUUGUGUUUUCUCACCAUCCACUCUGCUGGGCAACUUAUACUCCUGCCUUAUGGCCACCCGGAGAUUUCUGCACCAAACUACAACGAACUGGUUUCAGUUGGUGAGGCAGCAGCAGCGGAAAUAAAGAAAGUACAUGGGAUGGACUACACUGUAGGAACAUCUCCACAAGUCCUUUAUCCAAACUCAGGUUCAAGUCGUGACUGGGCUCGUCUCAUUGGCAUCCCCUUCUCUUAUACCUUUGAGCUGAGAGACAAAGGUGAAUUCAGCCACCUGCUACCAGAGGAGCAGAUCCAGCCAACCUGUGAGGAGGCUUAUGCAGGAGCUCUGUCCAUCAUCACAUAUGUUCAUGACAAGGCUUUCCCUAACACUGCUCCCGCUACAGUGAGGAGCUUCACCACAUUUUCUAGGGCUGUUAUAACCGUCUGGAGCACUGCUGUGGCCGUGUCUCUCACUACAGGGGUUGUCUUCUAAGAAGGUGAACAUCUCAGUCAUGCAAGGAUGGGCACUUAAUAUGGCAACCAUGCAGAUUGCAAUCUAUUGUGUAGUCUUUCUGAAAUUUAUCCACUUUUGAAAUUCAGUGCUCAUUGAUGAUGUAUAAU